UUUAUUUUGCAAAUAUGCAUAAUAUUAUACAAACAUGUUUAAAUUCGUUUAUGAACUAGAAUAAAAAUGCAUCAUUGUCUUUCUGCAUUUUGUAAAUUUCUAUUUUAUAUACAAUAAAUAAAUAAAAUAUUAUUAAUAUGUUUAAUAUUUUAAUAUGUUCUUGACAAUCCAAGGGGCAUCCUGGGCUCUGCUCAUGAACCAUCUGCAGAGGUUUGGGAGAGAAUACAACUUUGCAGGAUGGUCAAGACAGAGGAAAAGAACUCACCUUUGAAAUGAUGACAAUUUAUUAAGACGAGAUUUGUAAAUUUAUAUCCCUGUAUUUAAGUUCUCAGAAAUUUGAUCCCCAAACCAUAGAUUACAGAUCUGUUACAGUUACAAAGUCCAUUCUAACAAAAUGUCUCCAAUAAGAGAGUCCUGACUAUUAAGCCGUAAGCUUGAACUAAGACACACUGUUACAGGGCUGCCCUGGGGUGAAGACAGUAAGCUUCAACCAAGAUGAACUGUUGCAGGACUGCUCUGUAGGGAAGGCAGUAAGCUUGAACUAAGAUACACUGUUACAAGGCUGCCCUGGGGUGAAGUAUCCGCACUGCAGCUUUAAGAAUUCAAGCGCAUCUCAUCAAGAGCUGUCCUGACUCUGAGAUGAAGCCAGCUUGGCCAUUAAAAACAUGCUGCAAAUUAAUAUAAUAAUACUUUCCCAACUUAUCUGUGCUGAGCUUCGCCUAUAUAAUUCCUCUCAGCAAAGCUCUGGUGUUUUUGUUUGUUUUGUUUUUUUAUUAAGCCUCAGUCUCCUUCCUCUGUCUUUCAUGGAACUGAUUCACAGCAGAGUGGUAGCAUUACACAGCAAAAAGGAAAGCCAGCAAGCUGGGUUUAAGCCGAGAGCUAAGUCUUUCCCCAGAAAACAUGAAAUUUCCACAGAGAAAAUUCCCAAGAUGAUUAAGUUCACAUCUAGGAAAUACAAAGGAGGAAUAUUUUAAGAUUUCUGAAGACUUCAAAUGAACUUUAUAAAGGCAGUAAUUGGCAGAAAUACAAUAUAAUAUUCAAUGCAUAAAGUAUUCGGGAAGAGAAGUAAGCAUACUAUCAGUGACUUAGUGUCAGAAAAGGGACGCUGGGCCACAUGGUUCUGUUCUAAUUUAAAACAAUGGCAACAUACACAUAUGACCCCAUUGUCCUGAGGGGAGAACAGUCUUUCUCUCCUGAGGACAGCAUUAUGUUGCUUUCAACAACUGCAGCAAGCAAGCCCAGCCUACUUGUAAAGUUUGACAUCCGAGGCUCAAGCAGAAAUAAGUGGUCUGGUUUUCUUUUCCCUCAUGGUCUCCUUCUCAGUAGGCACUGUUCUGGGCCCCCCACAUCAACCACCCCUUUUAAUAAUUAGCAAAGGACAACUCAUAAAUAAUCAUUCAUUACAAGUUCUAGAAGCAGAUCCCAGGCAACAGGAUGGACUCAUAUCACAGCAGGAGCAGGUUGUAGGAUCUCAUCAUAGACAGAUGCAACCUACCAACCAGGCAGUGUGGUUCCCUUCCUCCUUCCUUUUCCCUCCCUUCUUCUUCCCCUCCCUCUCUUCCUUCCUUCACUUCCUCUCUUUCCUCUUCCUUCUUUCCAGAGUCCUUGCUUGCUGCCAUCCUCCAUUCAUUUUUAUGUAUAUAUUUUUUUUAAUAUUAAAAGAAAAAACUAAGAAAGUAGAAAGGGGGAGAAAACACCUGAUUCAUUUUAAAAUAUAUAUCUUCAUUUGUGACCCAAUAAAUGAACUUCUUAUGCAAAGACUGUAUUUCCACUUUCAUUACACAGAUCCUCAAAUUCCUCACAGUGAUUCUCUCUUGAGUUAACAUUGGAAUUUGUCCUAGUGAAGGCAUUUAGAAAUAGAGAAAUGUUCUUGCAUUCUCCAAAAAAAGUGAUUCGAAACAGACAGUAUCUUAUGCAACUAUUCAGAGAUAAGUUCAUUAAAAGUCUUGUAUCUAGAUCAUAUGUGUAGGUUCCCUCUUUAGAAUAAACCACAAACACACUGUAGUAAACUCAAUGCCAGCCUGGCAGUGUGGUAAAUCAGACACCCCUUCCCUCUUACUCUCUCUGUUGCCAGCAUGUUUCGGCUCUAGAGCUAUAAUGUCACCAGGGAGGAAAUAUGGAAAAACAUUUCUUUCUAUGAAAAACAUUAAGGAGGUACAUUUCUUUCAAAAACCCAAGACAGAAAAGGAAGGAAAAACAGCUGCUCUGGCCCUUUAAAAAAAAUAAUAAUAAUAAAGAGAUUGAAUGGUGGGUUUAACCUUCAAGUCACCUUCAGGAGAAAUACAGAAAUGAAAGAGUAAAGUAUAAAGUGGAAGAGGGAAGCAGUAGUCUUUAAUCCAUUAGCACAGUUCCCCCUUAACAGAGGGACUUAUAAGUCCCUGCAUCAGCCCCUUAAUGGCCCAGACUAGUCAACAGUUCGGGUGACAUUGAAGCUACAAUGUUAAGCUACAAGCACCAGCUUUAGCCUAAGUAAUCGGCCAUGACUUUGUUUGCAAGCAGCAUUUUCCUCUCUAUACCCGGUUGGAUGUUUAACCAUUUUUAGCUAGUUUAGAGACGAGGCAAAACAGGCUGAUUGUGAAAUUAAACAUGUGUUUCCUUGUAAAUGUCUCUGCGGAGUCAUCUCAUUGCCAAAGCCCCACAGAAAACUCGCAGCUGAAGCCUGCUUGUCACCCAUGUGCUGUCGCUGUGGAGAGCUCUUCCCGGGAGUGCACAGCAAGAUACUGCUGGCAGCUUUCUGUAGCUUAGUGAAAGCAGACAGGCACACACAGCUCAUGCAGAAGGGCUGCAUCCUUAGGCUGCUGCGGCAAUAUCUAGAUGACAUCCGGCCGAGGUCCCACCCUGCUAGCCCACAUUUGACCGACCCACAGAGUUUUCAUUUUCAUUUUUUUUUCAUGGGAAAUCAAAAAAAAAUCACAGUUUUACAAUAUUUACAAGUUAGUCCUCCACUUUGUGGAGUGUCACUCUUAGUGACUUGAGUCUGGGCUCUCCCUCCUUACGCAGUAACCAGCACUCAGCAAAUCAGAUGGGCCUCAUACCCAACCCCCUCACCCUCCACCCCUGCAGCCUGCCCGCAAUGCUGCAGUUCCACACUCUAGGACCAAAAGUUAACUCCUCAAAUGAACCCUCUUCCUUUUUAAAAUCUCACUUCUACCUUAAAAUGCAUGGGCCAAAAGCUUACAAAACUACAAAAUUCAGUCCACCAGAGAGGAAGCCAUCUGUGAUUCCUUAGUGAUGAAUACAACAACCCAGUCACAUAAUGAAACAGAGAUCAGAGAAUAUAAGCCAAAAAAGAAGGCAUUUCAGCUUGUUGUCUCUGCUUCCGAGUGCUGAUUUAUUCCGAUCCACAGCUAGCCCCUCCUGUGUGUGUCCCUCAGCUCUGGUUCUAGGACCGCAUUCCAUCCCUCACUUUGUCUGGCAGGACUCUGAACUUUUUCACUCUGAAUUUUCCCAAGCUGUAAUCCCAAAUAGAAGGGCGUUUUCACUUAAAAAUACGCAACCAAAGGAAACUCUCUGUAGAGUGUUUGUUUAACUAAACAUACUUAAAAGAUGGUUGGCCUAUUCCGUGUCAGUCGUCAAAAUACACAUGGGGAAAUAUAUUGUGUUUUAUAAAAGCGGGGGGGGGGGGGGGAUACCUGUCUUAUUCAAGAUGGGGAUGACUCUGUUCUGUAGCCUUUCAAUUAGUUUAAAACUAAUUGAGUUGCCUGGUCAGUUUUUAUAGCGCACAUAAGUAGUACCUAGACAGAAAGAUGACAAGGCAUUUUUCAAACUCAUCAUACAUUCUAUCUCCCUGGAUUUUUCAUCUCAGCUUUCAAAUUCCCCUUCCCAAGGUAUGGUUGACCUUCAAAUUUCAGGCCUUGUGUCUCCUCUUUUCCCAGCAUCUAUCAUUUGUCGGAAAAGUCAAAUUAGGUUUCAAGUCUCUAUUUGCCUUAACUGAGUUUAAUGAAUUUUAGUUGUUUUCAAAACCUGCAGUCUGUUCAUUGUGCCAACUCUGCACUGCAGAGAAGUUAGCGUGGGAUUUCCAGCUUGGUUCCUACAAACAAACAGUCACUACAAACAGGUUUAUUAUUCACUUGAGGAGAUGAGCCAGAAGUGACCCUCCUCUGGGCUCUGGCCGACAGGAACCCCAGCGGCCUCCCGGGGUCCCGCCUGGGCGCUGUCCUUGGUGCUGCCGGGUCCUUGGGCGCCCCCGCGCCUUACCUGCUGUAGGCUGCCGAGGUCCCCCAACCGUUAAGCAGACUGGAACGCCACAUCCCACUUUUAACACAAAUGACUACCCCGGCCCGUCCUCUUUGUCCCCUUCCCGGAGGUUUCGGGUCAGCCAUUCCUCAAAAACUCUCUCUUUUUUUUUUUUCUUCUGCACAACUCUCGGCUCAUCUCCGCCUGCUUUAAGACAAGGAGUAGGGGGAGGAAAGGGUGGACAAGGAAGAUAAGGAUGAAUAGAGAAGGGGAAAAAAUGAGAGUCGGGGGGAAGAGGGGUAAAAGACGAGGCGGCAAAGAAAAAAAAAAAUGUCCCAGGGGACAGAGCUCCAAGGGAAAUGCCGGAUGAGAACUAAGAAAAAAGAAGGGAGAAGGGCCACAAAGGGGGUGGGGGGAUGAUUUAAAAAAAGAUUAGCAGAGCCUAAGUCCAAAAGUAAGGAAGAAAGAGCUAAGGGGUAGGGGACAAAAGAAGAGCCAGGAGGCCGGAGAACUGCCCAAAGAGCCGGAGAGUGACUAGACAAAGAAAGGACGCUCGGCCGGCACUUGCACCAAGGCUGUGAACUGCAAACUGCAGGUGAAACGCAGAAAAGGGAGAUCUACAGGGUGACAAGUGGUCUGGGACCCAAGGGGACGCUGCAGAAGGGCCGACCGGGCUACACCCAAAUGCGGGGUCCACUGUGGCGCGGGCCCACGUGGAGCGUGGAGCGGCCGCUGAAUCACCGCAGGGCUCGUCUCCCCCUUCCCCCCACCCCCGGCCCGGUGCCCGCAGUCCCCGCCUCCUCGACCGCCGCCUCCACGGGGCGGGGCCCUGGCCCGGGACCAGCUGCUCCGCUAUAAAGGGGCUGCGGCGAGGCCGGCAGAACGCUGUGACAGCCACACACCCCAAGGCCUCCAAGAUGAGCUACACACUGGACUCGCUGGGCAACCCGUCCGCCUACCGGCGGGUCACCGAGACCCGCUCCAGUUUCAGCCGCGUGAGCGGGUCCCCGUCCAGCGGCUUCCGCUCGCAGUCCUGGUCCCGCGGCUCGCCCAGCACCGUGUCCUCCUCCUACAAGCGCAGCGCGCUCGCCCCGCGCCUCGCCUAUGGCUCGGCCAUGCUCAGCUCGGCCGAGAGCAGCCUCGACUUCAGCCAGUCCUCGUCCCUGCUCAACGGCGGCGGCUCCGGCGGCGACUACAAGCUGUCCCGCUCCAACGAGAAAGAGCAGCUGCAGGGGCUGAACGACCGCUUCGCCGGCUACAUCGAGAAAGUGCACUACUUGGAACAGCAGAACAAGGAGAUCGAGGCGGAGAUCCAGGCGCUGCGGCAGAAGCAGGCCUCGCAUGCCCAGCUGGGUGACGCUUACGACCAGGAGAUCCGAGAGCUGCGCGCCACGCUCGAGAUGGUGAACCACGAGAAGGCUCAGGUGCAGCUGGACUCCGACCACUUGGAGGAAGACAUUCACCGGCUCAAGGAGCGCUUCGAGGAGGAGGCGCGGCUGCGCGACGACACCGAGGCUGCCAUCCGCGCGCUGCGCAAAGACAUCGAGGAGUCGUCGAUGGUAAAGGUGGAGCUGGACAAGAAGGUGCAGUCGCUGCAGGAUGAGGUGGCCUUCCUGCGGAGCAAUCACGAAGAGGAGGUGGCCGACCUGCUGGCUCAGAUCCAGGCGUCGCACAUCACGGUAGAGCGCAAAGACUACCUGAAGACAGACAUCUCCACAGCCCUGAAGGAGAUCCGCUCCCAGCUCGAGUGUCACUCAGACCAGAACAUGCACCAGGCCGAAGAGUGGUUCAAAUGCCGCUACGCCAAGCUCACCGAGGCGGCCGAGCAGAACAAGGAGGCCAUCCGCUCCGCCAAGGAAGAGAUCGCCGAGUACCGGCGCCAGCUGCAGUCCAAGAGCAUCGAGCUCGAGUCGGUGCGCGGCACUAAGGAGUCCCUGGAGCGGCAGCUCAGCGACAUCGAGGAGCGCCACAACCACGACCUCAGCAGCUACCAGGACACCAUCCAGCAGUUGGAAAAUGAGCUUCGGGGAACGAAGUGGGAAAUGGCUCGUCAUUUGCGAGAGUACCAGGAUCUCCUCAACGUCAAGAUGGCCCUGGACAUCGAGAUUGCAGCUUACAGGAAACUCCUGGAGGGUGAAGAGACCAGAUUUAGCACAUUUUCAGGCAGCAUCACCGGGCCUCUGUACACACACCGACAGCCCUCAGUCACAAUAUCCAGUAAGAUUCAGAAGACCAAAGUGGAGGCUCCCAAGCUCAAGGUCCAACACAAAUUUGUGGAGGAGAUCAUAGAGGAAACUAAAGUGGAAGAUGAGAAGUCAGAAAUGGAAGACGCCCUCACAGCCAUUGCAGAGGAGUUGGCAGCCUCCGCCAAGGAGGAAAAGGCAGAGGAGGCUGAGGAGAAGGAAGAGGAACAGGAAGCCGAAAAGUCUCCCGUGAAGUCUCCUGAGGCUAAGGAAGAGGAGGAAGGGGAAAAGGAGGAAGAAGAAGGCCAGGAGGAAGAAGAAGAGGAAGACGAAGGUGCCAAGUCAGACCAGGCGGAAGAGGGAGGAUCUGAGAAGGAAGGCUCCAGUGAAAAAGAUGAAGGCGAGCAGGAAGAAGAGGGAGAAACUGAGGCAGAAGGUGAAGGAGAGGAAGCGGAAGCUAAGGAGGAAAAGAAAACUGAAGAAGUGGCUGUCAAGGAGGAAAUCAAGGUAGAGAAGCCAGAGAAAGCCAAGUCCCCUGUGCCAAAAUCACCAGUGGAAGAGGUAAAGCCAAAACCAGACACCAAGGCAGGGAAAGGCGAGCAGAAGGAGGAAGAGAAAGUUAAAGAAGAAAAGAAGGAAGUCGUCAAGGAAGCACCCAAGGAAGAGAAGGUGGAGAAAAAGGAGGAGAAGCCAAAAGAUGUGCCAGAGAAGAAGGCCGAGUCCCCAGUAAAAGAGAAGGCUGUGGAGGAGGUGAUCACCAUCACCAAGUCGGUAAAGGUGAGCCUGGAGAAAGAUGCUAAAGAGGAGAAGCCUCAGCAGCAGGAGAAAGCGAAGGAGAAGGAGAAGCCAGAGGAGGAGGGAGGGAGUGAGGAGGAAGGAAGUGACCGCAGCCCACAGGAAUCCAGGAAGGAAGACAUAGCUAUCAAUGGGGAGGUGGAAGGAAAAGAGGAGGAACAGGAAACUCAGGAGAAGGGCAGUGGGAGGGAAGAGGAGAAAGGGGUGGUCACUAACGGGCUAGAUGUGAGCCCAGCGGAUGAGAAGAAAGGGGAUGAGGGCAGCGAGGGCAAAGUGGUGGUGACCAAGAAGGUAGAGAAAAUCACCAGCGAGGGGGGCGAUGGUGCGACCAAAUACAUCACCAAGUCUGUAACCGUCACUCAAAAGGUCGAAGAGCAUGAGGAGACCUUUGAGGAGAAACUAGUGUCAACUAAAAAGGUAGAAAAAGUCACCUCACACGCCAUAGUCAAGGAAGUCUCCCAGGGUGACUAAGGUUUGAGCCCACUGCAAAAGGUUAAGCCAUACGACAAUUUCAAAAUGCAUGUGAUUGACAGCUUCAAAACAGAAUGGGUUCUCCCAUGGGGGCUCCAGACAUUGUAUUUUUCCUUUGUGCAAUAUGAGGGAACUGCAUGCAAGCUCAGGGUGCCUCCUCCGCAGUCUUGGGGGGAUUCAAAUGCAUGAUCGUAUAUGUACCUGGGGAAUUGCCAGUGUCCUGAGAUGUUGGAAGAGGGGCACUCGGGGGGAUGUCUUGAGGUGUAUUAUGCAAAGUACCAACUGAGCCAAAAAAUAAUAAGUGAAACAGAACUCUCUUAGCCUUAAGAAAGCUAUAUAUGAAUACUUAUGUUUACCUCACUGGUGCAUUUCAAAUGGACUUCUGUUCAUGGGAGAACCUUGCUGACCUGCAGUUUGCAACCUUAUGUUGAUCGAUGUUAAACGUCACAUCAGUCCUUGCUCAAUAAAGGUCAUACUGGAAACAUAA
Molecule: messenger RNA, 8112 nt
Organism: Peromyscus californicus insignis
Lineage: Eukaryota; Metazoa; Chordata; Mammalia; Rodentia; Cricetidae
Gene: Nefm
Product: neurofilament medium chain
Exons: 3
Coding region: 5094-7625 (843 amino acids)
Biological process (GO): neurofilament bundle assembly
Cellular component (GO): axon; postsynaptic intermediate filament cytoskeleton; intermediate filament
Molecular function (GO): structural constituent of cytoskeleton
Source: RefSeq, a predicted model, not a curated record